AUGGCCCUAAAGGUAUUGACAAAGAACACAACAAAGUCAAUGAAGUGUAACCUUGAAUGGAAUAGUGAAUAUGGUUUUGAGGUUAAAGACAGGUGGGAUAACACAUUUGUUGUGAAUCUAGGCAAUCAAACAUGUACUUGUAGAUCUUGGAUGCUAAGAGGUAUACCUUGUUGUCAUGUUAUAGCUGCACUUCAUUUUAGAAAAUUGGAGCCCAUUACCUAUGUUGCACAUUGGUAUCGCAAGGAGACUUAUCUCAAGGUCUAUAGUCACUACAUUCAACCAGUUACUAAUAUGAAAAUGUGGCCACAGUCGUCCAACCCUUCUGUUAUACCACCUGUUAUAAAAACACUACUAGGAAGGCCUAGAAAGUGUAAGAGAAAGGAGAAGAAUGAAAACAAAACAGGAAAAUUGUCCAAGAGAGGUGUUGAGAUGACUUGCAGUCUUUGUCAUGCAAAGGGUCAUAAUAAGAGGGGUUGUCAUUUGAAUAAUCAAGCUAAUACAGGCAGAUGA
This is a messenger RNA of Solanum tuberosum (potato), 510 nucleotides long. RefSeq lists its product as uncharacterized. The record is from RefSeq and is a predicted model, not a curated record. The transcript has a single exon. Lineage: Eukaryota; Viridiplantae; Streptophyta; Magnoliopsida; Solanales; Solanaceae. Gene Ontology annotation, molecular function: zinc ion binding. The coding region runs from base 1 to 510 and encodes 169 amino acids.